AGACCCUCUACCUCUAAAUUGUUGAUAUAUCUGAACUUCUCUUUUCCUUAUUAAUAUUAAGAUGACCACUUCAUCUCAAUUUUUCUUUCUUUCACUCAUUGUCAUUUGGUUCAUAUCUCUAACAGCUUUUGCUGCUACUACUAUUGACCCCAACGAAAAGAAUGCUCUCAAAGAUAUAGCUAAGUCACUUGGUAAGAAGGAUUGGAACUUCGACAUAGAUCCAUGCAGCAACAAAUCUAACUGGGUUAUGCCUAUGGCUGAGACUCCCAUAUUGAGAAUUAUAGUGAGCAUUGUUUCCUGUAACUGCUUUAUUCCCGGUGAUAACUUCUGCCAUGUUGUUUCAAUAAUUUUGAAAGGGCAAAAUCUCCCUGGCACUCUCCCGCCAGAACUGACCAGGUUGCGUUACCUUCAAACUAUUGACCUCUCUCGUAAUUACUUGAAUGGUACAAUUCCGAAACAAUGGGGAUCUAUGAUGAAUAUUAGUAAAAUUGCUCUCGGCGGAAAUCGAUUAACGGGUCCAAUACCAGUGGAGAUUGCAAACAUAUCUACUCUCCAAUACUUGGAGUUAACGGGCAAUCAAAUGUCUGGAAAUAUUACUCCUGAGCUUGGGAAUCUAGCCCAGAUUCAAUCACUACGAAUUUCCUCCAACAAUUUUAGCGGAGAACUCCCUGUGACAUUGGCCAAGCUUACUACACUGCAAGAUUUCCGAAUUGAGGACAACCGAUUCUUUGGAAAGAUACCUGAUUAUAUUCAGAACUGGUCACGUAUCAAAACACUAGUGAUUCAAGGAAGUGGAUUAAGUGGGCCGAUUCCUUCUGGAAUUUCACUUUUGACAAACUUAACUGACUUGAGAAUUAGUGAUUUGGAUGGAUCUGAAUAUGCACCUUUGCCACAACUUAAUAAUAUGACAUUGUUACAAACUCUGAUUCUGAGGAACUGCAAAAUCAAUGGGACACUGCAUGAUUAUCUUGGGACUAUGAAAUUCUUAAAAAUCUUAGACCUCAGCUUUAACAGAUUAAGUGGAGCAGUUCCGAGUACCUAUGCCUACAUGAAAAGUUCAAAAUACAUAUUUUUAACUGGAAACCGUCUCACUGGCCACAUGCCUGCUUGGAAAACGGACGUUGACAUAGAUCUUUCAUACAAUAACUUCAGCAUCAGCCAAGGGAGUAGUCAGAUAUGUCAAGAAGAAAAUGUGAACUUAUUUUCUACCUCAUGGGCACACAAUGACAUAGGAACAGUUCCGUGCUUGAGGUUUGAAUGUCCCAAACCCUCAUACUCCCUUUAUAUCAAUUGUGGUGGACAGCAAACCACGGUCAACAGAACAAGUUAUUAUGGUGAUCCAGAUUUACCUGGACCGGCUAGAUUCCAUCACAGUCCAAAAGGAAAUUGGGCAUUUAGCACCACUGGUAUAUUUAUGGAAAGUAAUCAAUUUCGAGAAUAUUAUCGGCCACAAAUUAUCACAAAACUUACUAUGGUGGAUGCUGAAUUGUAUAUGAAUGCACGUGGUUCUCCUAUUUCUUUGACUUAUUAUGGGUUUUGCCUGGCAAAUGGAAGCUACACAGUGAAACUACAUUUUGCUGAAAUAAUGUUCACAGACGAUCAAACUUAUGGUAGUCUUGGAAGGCGUGUAUUUGAUAUCUACCUUCAGGGAAAGCAGGUGCAAAAGGACUUCAAUAUUGCAAAAGAAGCAGGAGGAGUUGGUAAGAAGGUCGUGAAAUUGUUCAAAGAUGUUGCUGUUACUAGUAAUACCUUGGAGAUCCGCUUAUAUUGGGCUGGAAAAGGGACACAGGCUCUCCCAAAUAAAUCAGUAUAUGGUCCUCUUAUAUCGGCUAUAUCCGUGGAAUCUGAUUCUCCGGGAAGCAUAUCUGCAGGAGCUUUGGUUGGAAUUGUGGUUGCAGCAGCAAUUAUUAUCAUUCUAUUAAUUGGUAUACUUUGGUGGAAAGGAUGUUUUGGAAAGAAAAACACAUUAGCAAGAGAGCUGGAGAGUUUAGACCUACAAACAGGUUUAUAUACCUUAAGACAAAUCAAAGCAGCAACAAACAACUUUGAUAUUUCCAAUAAGAUUGGAGAAGGAGGAUUUGGUCCUGUGUACAAGGGAUGUUUAUCCAAUGGGACAUUGAUUGCAGUAAAGCAACUUUCUUCUAAAUCAAGGCAAGGGAACCGUGAGUUUUUAAAUGAGAUAGGCAUGAUUUCUGCUUUACAACACCCAUAUCUUGUUAAACUCUAUGGCUGUUGUGUGGAGGGAGAUCAAUUGUUGCUGAUAUAUGAAUACUUGGAAAACAAUAGCCUUGCCCGUGCCUUAUUUGGUCCAGAGGAAGAACAGAUCAAAUUAGAUUGGUUAAUAAGGCAGAAGAUUUGUGUUGGUAUUGCUAGUGGUUUGGCAUUUCUUCAUGAAGAAUCAAGACUGAAGGUUGUUCACAGGGACAUCAAGGCCACUAAUGUGUUGCUCGAUAAAGAUCUGAACCCAAAGAUAUCUGAUUUUGGUUUGGCCAAGCUUGACGAGGAGGACAAUACUCACAUUAGCACUAAAAUUGCUGGGACCUAUGGAUAUAUGGCUCCUGAAUAUGCAAUGCAUGGUUAUUUGACCGACAAAGCAGAUGUUUAUAGUUUUGGAAUUGUUGCUUUGGAAAUCAUUAGUGGAAGGAGCAACACCCUUUAUCGGACAAGGGAAGAAGCAUUCUAUCUUCUUGAUUGGGCACAUUCGUUGAAAGAAAGUGGUGACCUAAUGGAACUCGUUGAUAGAAGAUUAGGUUCAAAUUUCAAUACAAAAGAAGCUCUGGUGAUGAUCAAUGUGGCUCUUCUGUGCACCAAUGUCACUUCAAACAUUAGGCCCUCUAUGUCAUCAGUGGUAAGUAUGCUUGAAGGAAAGACUGUGGUGCCAGAAUUUGUGCCAGAAUCAAGUGAAGUAAUGGAUGAAAAGAAGUUGGAAGUAAUGAGGCAGUAUUACUAUCAGAUGGAAGAAAAUAAGAUAAGUAAGCCACAGACAGAAAGUCAGAGUUUAUUAAGUGAUGGGCCAUGGACUGCUACAUCUUCAUCAGGUGUAGACCUUUAUCCUAUCCACAGUGAUGCUUCCUAUUGGGAGGGAAGAAGUUAAGCAUGUUUGUUGAUCAUGAAUUGCAUCCUGCCACUAUUUCCUGUGAUGAAACCUUGAUUGAUGCAUAUCUUCAAAACUGAGUACUACCUCUGUCCAUAUUUAUAAGUCUCUUUGGCACUUUUUACAUAUAUUAAAAGAUUACAAAUUUAUAGUUGAGUCAUUUUGAGGUAAGGCAUACUUUCCUAAUGGCUACAUAACGCAAGUCAUCUCUGAAAUAUGAUAUUGGUCAUUUUUAUUUUUAUUUCCUUGUAACAUUCUCUUGGUUCAGCUCUU
Messenger RNA from Trifolium pratense (red clover), 3367 nucleotides. RefSeq names its product probable leucine-rich repeat receptor-like serine/threonine-protein kinase At3g14840. Gene Ontology annotation, molecular function: protein kinase activity; protein binding; ATP binding. The record is from RefSeq and is a predicted model, not a curated record. Gene Ontology annotation, biological process: protein phosphorylation. Lineage: Eukaryota; Viridiplantae; Streptophyta; Magnoliopsida; Fabales; Fabaceae. The transcript is spliced from 24 exons. Bases 62 to 3094 code for a protein of 1010 amino acids.